UUUUUAUCAAGCUGUUUAUUAUGAAUUUGUCAUCAGGUUACCGAAAAAAUUCUUGAUGAAACGAAACUUCAUUCGUUCUGUCGCCAACCAAGACUUGGCAGCUUUUUCUGUCAUGCAAAUACGAUUUCAGGUUGCAUAAAGAAGCUUAAAUUAAUCUUGCCGAAUCGAAACUUCAUAUUAACAUACUUCUUAACAUGAAUAAUUAUGCCGAUGACAUUAUAUCUGGAAUUAAUUAUAUAACAUAAACAAUCGAUUAUUACUUUUUUCCUUGAUUAUUAAUGUUAAUACAGAGUUGUUAUCAGUGUGAAAAAAAAUUAAUUUUACUUAGUCUUAUAAUGUUUUAUUUCUAAUUUUGUAAUAUAAAAAGAAGUAUUGCAGACACCAUGGCGGGACAUGUGAAAAGCUCGCUAAUUCAAAAUAUGAAAAAAUUAAAUUUAUUCGAUUUUAAGAAUGGAUUAAACAUCAUCCGAAGACCUAUGCUCCGAAUGGUAAGCAGUUACCUCAGAUCACGCAGUCAUUCAUGUGGAGAACUUAGCUUGGAUGAUGUUGGCAAAGUUGUGGUUCUCUGUGGUUGGCUCCAGUACAAAAGAUUGGAUCAGUUCCUGUUGCUACGUGACUGGCAAGGAAUAACGCAAGUUCUCAUCCCAACAGAAAAGCAAGACAUACUUCAUCCUCUCCUCUCAAAUUUACCCUUGGAAUCGGUGAUUCAAGUGCAGGGCACCGUCAUAAAACGGCCAGAAGAUCAACAAAACGACAAAAUGCAGACUGGAAGUAUUGAAGUAAAGCUCUCUGAUUUCCAUGUGUUAAAUUCUUGUCGCACUAAAUUACCAUUCCAAAUGAAGAAAUUCCAUGAGGUGAAAGAAUCACUUCGUAUGGAAUACAGGUAUAUAGACCUACGGACUCAAAGAAUGCAACACAAUCUCCGACUGCGAUCGGCAAUGACAAUGAAAAUUAGGGAAUUUCUUUGCAAUAAACAUGAUUUUGUUGAUGUAGAGACACCAGUUUUAUUUCGAAGGACACCAGGGGGUGCCAAAGAAUUCAUUGUUCCCACCCACACCCCAGGGAAGUUCUACAGUCUUCCACAGUCACCACAACAGUUCAAGCAGUUGCUAAUGGCUGGUGGCCUUGACAGGUAUUUUCAAAUUGCAAAAUGUUUCAGAGAUGAAGGUGCUAAACCAGAUCGUCAACCAGAGUUCACUCAGGUUGAUUUAGAAAUGUCUUUUGUCGACAUGGAUGGUAUUCUUUCUCUCACAGAAGAUAUGUUGGCAGCUUCCUGGCCUGAUUCCAAACAACAUAAACUCUGCACACCUUUUCCUCGUAUGCCCCACCACCAAGCCUUGAAAUGUUUUGGUUCAGACAAACCUGACACUCGAUUCGGUAUGGAACUGAAUGAUAUUUCUCAUAUCCUACAAGACAGUGGCAUUGAUUUUUUAAACACUGUCUUAUCAACUCCAGCGGGUUCUGUCCAGACAAUUGUCCUAAAGCAAGGAACGAAAUAUUUGACGAGCAAAGAUCUUCGGAAAGUGAAAGAUUUGGGAAAUGAAAACACAACAUUGGCAGGAUUAACCAUCAUUGUCAUCAAAGACAACAAUCAAUGGCAAUCACCAAUUUCUAACGUUUUACAACAGAACCUAAAAGAAGAACUAACAGACAGUCUUGGACUGGAACCUGGAGAUGUUGUCCUCUUAGCUGCUGGAAUCCAUGAACAUCCAUAUUCUUUACUUGGUAAAUUACGCCUGGAAUGUGCUAACAUGAUGGAGUCCAAUGGUAUGAAACUGCGGGACACUGAAGCGUUCAAUUUUCUUUGGGUUGUAGAUUUCCCGCUUUUCCUACCAAAAGAAGAUUGUGACGGCUUGGAAUCAGCCCAUCACCCGUUCACUGCCCCAAUGCCAGAAGAUGUUGAACUCUUAUAUACAGAUCCACUUAAGGUGAAGGGUCAGCAUUAUGAUCUGGUGUUAAAUGGACAUGAGAUUGGAGGCGGUUCGAUUCGUAUUCACACAGCUAAAGAACAACUUUAUAUAUUGGAGCAGAUACUUAAGGAAGACAGCCGUCAGCUGCAACACCUUUUACAUGCUUUGGACAGUGGCUGCCCACCUCACGGAGGAAUUGCUCUGGGUCUUGAUCGUCUCUUAGCCAUUUUGUGUGAUGAGCCAAGCAUUCGUGACGUCAUCGCAUUCCCCAAAUCACAUGAUGGUAAAGAUCCUAUGAGUAAAGCUCCUGCAACAGUUUCUGCUGAAGAUCAGAAUUACUACCACAUAUCCUCUAAAUUUACGGAUUAGCAUCAGGGAAAGUCUAUCCAAAUACUCUGUCACUCAUCAUAGCAUGUUGACUUAAAGGAACUAAUGUCACACAUGUGUGUGUGUGUGUGUGUUUGUCCCCUACCAUCACUUGACAAUCUCACAAUGGUUGCAGUCUGGUUGCUGAAACAAGUAAAAAAUAAAAGAGAAAGGUUAUAUAUACAUACAUAUUAGAAUAAAAAAUGCAGAGCAGAUUGCAAGAAUACGCUUAUGUAUCAAAACUGGAAAAGUACAAGAAGAAAGGAAACAGAAAUGAUUUAAUGUAAUACAAAGACAUUUUUAAAUAAAAAUAUUAAAUUAAAAUAAUCUGCCAUAAAAAGCAAAAAAUAUAAAAAAAAACAAAAAGUGCACAAUGCUUUUUGAUGAACAAUUUCAUAAAUCUAUUUAGCAAUAAUAAUAAAAGGUUUUCUUUUUUCUUGUUCUGUACUUUUCCAGGUUCAAUAUUCUAAGAUUUUGUGCCUGCAUUUUUUAAAUUUUAGUUUGCUUUUUUCCAAGCGACACUUCUAUUGUUAUGAUAAUUAUAUUUACCUUUAUAAUUGAAAAAAACGAUAGUAUUAUAAAUAUUUUUUAAAUAAAGAUUUUGUUCAAA
This is a messenger RNA of Octopus bimaculoides (California two-spot octopus), 2886 nucleotides long. RefSeq names its product aspartate--tRNA ligase, mitochondrial. Gene Ontology annotation, cellular component: cytoplasm; mitochondrion. Gene Ontology annotation, biological process: aspartyl-tRNA aminoacylation. Gene Ontology annotation, molecular function: aspartate-tRNA ligase activity; ATP binding. NCBI's taxonomy places the organism in Eukaryota, Metazoa, Mollusca, Cephalopoda, Octopoda, Octopodidae. The record is from RefSeq and is a predicted model, not a curated record.